Molecule: messenger RNA, 1005 nt
Organism: Enhydra lutris kenyoni (northern sea otter)
Lineage: Eukaryota; Metazoa; Chordata; Mammalia; Carnivora; Mustelidae
Product: ventral anterior homeobox 1
Exons: 3
Coding region: 1-1005 (334 amino acids)
Biological process (GO): central nervous system development; regulation of DNA-templated transcription; neuron differentiation
Molecular function (GO): DNA-binding transcription factor activity, RNA polymerase II-specific; DNA binding
Source: RefSeq, a predicted model, not a curated record
AUGUUCGGGAAACCAGACAAAAUGGACGUUCGGUGCCACUCGGACGCAGAGGCUGCCCGAGUCUCGAAGAACGCGCACAAGGAGAGCCGGGAGAGCAAGGGUGCGGACGGGAACCUCUCCGCCGCCUUCCUCAAGGAGCCGCAGGGCGCCUUCUCAGCGUCGGGUGCCGCGGACGAUUGUAACAAAAGUAAAUCCAAUUCGGCCGCCGACCCGGAUUAUUGCCGCCGGAUCUUGGUCCGAGAUGCCAAGGGUUCCAUCCGAGAGAUCAUCCUGCCCAAGGGCCUGGACCUGGACCGGCCCAAGAGGACGCGCACGUCCUUCACUGCGGAGCAGCUCUACCGGCUGGAGAUGGAAUUUCAGCGCUGCCAGUACGUGGUGGGCCGAGAGAGAACCGAGCUCGCCAGGCAGCUUAACCUCUCCGAGACCCAGGUGAAAGUCUGGUUCCAGAACCGGCGCACGAAGCAGAAGAAGGACCAGGGCAAGGACUCGGAGCUGCGCUCGGUGGUGUCGGAGACGGCGGCCACGUGCAGCGUGCUGCGGCUGCUGGAGCAGGGCCGCCUGCUGUCGCCGCCCGGCCUGCCCGCGCUGCUGCCGCCUUGUGCCACCGGCGCGCUCGGCUCGGCGCUUCGCGGGCCCAGCCUGCCUGCCCUGGGCGCCGGAGCCGCUGCGGGUUCGGCCGCCGCCGCCGCGGCCGCCGCCCCGGGUCCCACCGGCGCCGCGUCGCCGCACCCGCCGGCUGUGGGCGGCGCUCCGGGCCCCGGGCCCGCUGGGCCAGGCGGACUGCAUGCGGGCGCGCCGGCUGCCGGCCACGGCCUCUUCAGCCUACCCGUACCGUCGCUGCUCGGCUCGGUCGCCAGCCGCCUCUCCUCCGCCCCGUUGACGAUGGCCGGUUCGCUGGCUGGAAAUUUGCAAGAACUCUCCGCCCGGUACCUGAGCUCCUCGGCCUUCGAGCCUUACUCCAGGACCAACAAUAAAGAAGGGGCCGAGAAAAAAGCGCUGGACUGA